ACUUCACAAUCACAAUUGACACGUUUCAGUCCGGAAAGAGCUCCGCACAGCUUCUAAGAACUUUGCGACAGGCCUGCACGAUGAAUCUCUGGGCUUUGAUGGCCUACACAUCACUGCUAAGUCGCUUUCUUAUCGCGCAUGCCUCGCCUGAAGCAGGUCCACAGGCUCCAUCCGUCAGAAAGCGACCGCCUGGGAGCUCAAGUGGACAACAAGCACUUUCGAAUGCAACAGGCGCAGAGGAAGAACCAAGAUCAAAAGUUGGCAAGGCCAAGGGCACGAGACCGAACUUGUUUGUGCUUUACGAUAGCAAAUGCUACCAUUUGCGAUUCGAAGUAAAACGCUUGUUGAACCCGGAGAAGUUCCCACAAUUGACCCAAGAGGACUGUGAGACAAGAUGCAAACAAUCCAUCAUCAAGUAUUGCCGUGGGAAGGAAUUUAUGACCCGUAAACAUCAAAAGACGGACUGUAUUCGGUCGGGUCAUUGCAUACGGUCGAGAGCAAUAAACAUCACUGAAAGGAGCUGUUCAGACAGACUGACGGCUGCGGCAGCGCUGCAAACAUGUUAUCUAGAGGGAUGCGCUUGCAGUGCUACUGUGGAUGUCUGGCGUAUCAAACGAUACGGACCUGCAACUCCGAAUGACCAACACAAUUUUUUCGGACCGCGGGUCGAAGGCAAAGCCUUGCCGCUUUGUCAUCCAGAAAAUAUGGUGAAGAAGUUUGAGGCCAAUCGAUGGCAAAUUGGAAAAUGGUCUGUUGUGCAAACAGACAUCGAUUGUGAUGAGGUCUUGACAGAGGAGGACGAAUGCAGCUGCACAGGACCAGGUAAAAGACCUUGUAAGGCUGUCGAAACCUUUACGACUAGCCGCUGCGCUCUCGACAAUCCUGGGCCCCACGGAGGAUGCAUAUGCGCAGCAGAGCACCAUAGGCAAUGCAUGGCUGAGACAGGGCCCAAAUCGCCAGCUGCGGAUGAGGUAAGUUACUUCGCUGAACUUGAAAACGAAUUUGGGGCCAAUUAUUUCGAGCUCGACGACUUGUUAUAGUAGUUCCGCCGGUAGUACGACUUGCGAUUGCGAUGAUGAGAAUGACUUUCGAAAUCCAAUUACUAUUCAUCUUUCUGCAGGUUAACGACUUCAGGCUCCUCCCAAGCUGCAAUAGCAAAUGCAGCAAACACGAUGAAACAAAGUGACAGGGAAGAAGUCGACUACGAACACAAAGUAAAUUUACCUACGUCAUGCAUGUACUGAGACGCGCCCGACAGCUACAUUGAUAUUGACGGCGAACAGCAUCAAUUAUCAUGCAAACCCGUUGCGAAGCCAUUCAGAUUUUGUGCUUAAUGUGAUAACCCCCACACUUCACUACAAGAUGGGUAUCGGAAAAUAGGUUGAGUUUGCUCGGAGUGCUCACAACGUGCACGCGUAGAAAGCUAGACUUGGUUCAAGCGGCAUUACAGAGAUGGGGUUUUUUGUUAUAUUCCCUUCUUGCUACAGACUACAGCAAUGGAUGACUAAUUAGG
Protomyces lactucae-debilis is the source of this 1513-nucleotide messenger RNA. RefSeq lists its product as uncharacterized. The coding region runs from base 81 to 1040 and encodes 319 amino acids. The transcript has a single exon. Lineage: Eukaryota; Fungi; Ascomycota; Taphrinomycetes; Taphrinales; Protomycetaceae. The record is from RefSeq and is a predicted model, not a curated record.